Molecule: messenger RNA, 3551 nt
Organism: Crotalus tigris (Tiger rattlesnake)
Lineage: Eukaryota; Metazoa; Chordata; Lepidosauria; Squamata; Viperidae
Gene: TMED7
Product: transmembrane p24 trafficking protein 7
Exons: 4
Coding region: 184-852 (222 amino acids)
Biological process (GO): Golgi organization; intracellular protein transport; endoplasmic reticulum to Golgi vesicle-mediated transport
Cellular component (GO): endoplasmic reticulum; COPII-coated ER to Golgi transport vesicle; endoplasmic reticulum-Golgi intermediate compartment
Source: RefSeq, a predicted model, not a curated record
CGAACACCACGUCUACAAAUGAUCACUCCCGGAAGUACUUCGGUCUCUUCUUAGAUAGACUCCGUUCACUUCCGUUUUCGCCCUCCCCUUCUCGUACGGCCACGCCGCAAGUGGAAGCCGGCGCGUCUUCGGCUACCUGGCAGCUUCGCCUUCCGUGCUUGUGGUUGAGUCCCGGUCUUGGAGAUGUUGCUGCGCCGCUGUCCGGGCUCUGGUGCCUGCGGAGGCUCGUUGGCGGCCGGGUUGUUGUUGUUCCUGCACCUCAGCUGGGCGGUCCGCGCCUCGGAGAUUACCUUCGAAUUGCCCGAUAAUGCCAAGCAGUGCUUCUACGAGGAUAUCGUGCAGGGCACCAAGUGCACCUUGGAAUUUCAGGUGAUUACUGGAGGACACUAUGAUGUCGAUUGCCGCUUAGAAGAUCCAGAUGGGAUUGUGCUAUAUAAAGAAAUGAAGAAACAAUAUGAUAGUUUUACCUUUACCGCAUCUAGAAAUGGAACAUACAAAUUUUGUUUCAGCAAUGAGUUUUCAACUUUCACACACAAAACAGUAUACUUUGAUUUUCAAGUUGGAGAUGACCCCCCUCUCUUUCCUAGUGAAAACAGAGUCACUGCACUCACUCAGAUGGAGUCAGCGUGUGUUUCAAUUCAUGAAGCUCUAAAAUCCGUCAUUGAUUAUCAGACACAUUUUCGACUGAGGGAAGCACAAGGCCGUAGCCGAGCAGAAGACUUAAACACACGAGUGGCUUAUUGGUCAAUAGGCGAAGCCAUCAUUCUGCUUGUAGUUAGCAUUGGGCAGGUAUUUCUUCUCAAAAGCUUCUUCUCUGACAAAAGAACCACUACAACUCGUGUUGGAUCAUAACAAGCUUCAUAUCCAUUGUUUGAAAAAUAUACUAUUAUUUGAAUGAGUUCUAGUUAAAGAACAAUUAAGUACAGGGAACAUUUUAAAUACCUUUAGCCUUCUCACUUCAAAGUUCUGAAAUUCAUACUCUCAAAAGCUGUCACAGAAAAAAAAAGACAGCCUUUUAUUUGUUAUACAUUGGAGUUUUCUUUUGCAUCUGCUGAGAAAUCUAAUAGUUGCUAGUUUUUUAACAAAUGAGACUUGUUUGUAAGUACUUAGUGCUUUAAGAAAAUCCUUUAAGUAGUUAAUUAAAAGAUUGUCCUUAUGAAUGAAAAAAAAGCCUGACCUUGCAAGUUGAAGCAUUGAAAUGAAAACUAAAACACAUAAUAAUAGUCUCAAAGUCUUGUACUGCACUGUUUUGAGUGUCUAUGGAAAUUCUAGGGUCUUGAAUCAGUUAUUGGGGUGUAUAUAGAUAUAUAAAUAUAUAUUAUUUUACUCUUACCAAUUUUAGAGUCCUGGGGAAAAAACAAUUUCCUAUGCAUUGAAAGGUUAUCAUUUUUGCAUUUUGCUUUUUAAAUUAAAUAAUGGGGAAAAUGCCUUCUAAUUCUUGAAGCUGAGUCUUUGAGUGUUGCUGUUGCUGCUGCCUUGAGAACUAAAUCAGUCAGCUUUGACACGAACCAUAUAAAUUUUGGAAUCUGAUGUUUUCACUUGAACUUGAUAGGACUAAGUAAAAAUGCACUGGUUUAAGUAACUUGCAGCUAAAAUUUAGCCUUGUAGUCUCUAAUAUUAAAUCAGAGCUGUUCAACCGUAUGCCCUUUAGAUGUUUGUAACUAUAAUUCCCAUAAAUUUUAAAGACGGUCAGUAAUCAUGGGAGUUACAAUCCAAGAGAUUUGGAGACUGCCAUGUUAAAUAAGAUAGGAUUGCAGGGCCAUAAGUGGCUCGAGGGUUUUGUUCUAAAUAAUUGAUUUAUUAAGCAAUGUAUGCAGAUGCUGGAUGUAUGUGGAUUAAUUUGCUGAUUAAACAUUCUAAAUAGAUGGGGAUAGUACGGUACUAUAUUACCCUAUCCUACCAGUUUUAUGCUAAAAGGCUACUUUUUGAAGUAGCUCACAAGAUUGGGGAGAAUGAGAGAUUUUGCCAUAUAAUUGCUAGUUCUACUAUACCUGCUUUCCAACAUCACAAAUGCUUUUAUGGGUUUUUAAGAUUGUACAACAUUAUUUCAGAAUGCUCAAAAGAAAUUAACAUUACCACCAUAACCAUACACAUUAAAGGUAAGCUUCAUUCCUCUUAGUAAAACUGGCAUCUUCUAAAUGGAUAACAAGGCUUGUCUGAAAGGAUGAAGAAAGAAUUUGUAGUGGUUGAAAAAAAUAUGAAUACCACUAUGCUUAAGGGUUAACACUCACUAAAAUAAGCGAUAUUUUAUAGUACAUUUGUGCAGCGAAUUCACCAAUUUUCCCCUUUGUAGAUAUUCUGUAAGCACAUUUUGCAUUUUUUUCUGUAUGCGCUACCUGAUUAUGCUGUAAAAGGAUGAGAGAUGCUCUGUCAUGGAGUCUGACUAAGUGACGAUGCUAAAAAUGCCUAAUAUUUCCCCUUAGUUUGUGGAUGUGGCUUUUUAGAAAAUAGAGCAUUGAUGUGUUUAGAGAUGGGGAAUAUUCCCGUGCUGUAUUUGUUUAACAUUCUGCUAUAAUAGCUUGCUGUAGAAGGUGCUUGGUCUUUCACUUGAGCUUGCAGAAAAUAAAUUUAUUGAAUGUACUUGUUGUUUCUUGUAAAGGUCAACUACAUGCAAUUUGUGAAAACAGUAAUUAAAUCAGUUUUUAGAAUGAGCUGCUUUACCUUCCAUUCCUUUUAAUGAUUUAUAUUCAAGAGACCCAUAGAAAUCCUGUAAAACGAAGAUUGGCAGAAGUGGUAUUUAGCCAUAAAUCUGAGGAACUCAUAAGGGCCUAUCUGUUCAGACUAAAGUUGUAUACUUUUUUUUGUAAAUAGGUCAGUGAGAGUUUCUUUAGUUUUACUUUUUUUUUAUUCCAAAGUUUGGCCAUCUGUAUCAAACUGGUUACGUAUAUGAUGGAGAAAAGGCUCAUAACCAUGGCCUAAUUUCUGAAUUUGUAACAAACAGUUGACAGGAUAUAAUUCAAGGAUAAAAAUGCAUAUUUGGUGACUUCCCAAUAUGGAUAUAAAUAUUUUUCAAGGUUCUAGGUGUUUGCCCUGCAUUAUUUCAGUCCAAUCAUACUUAUUUUAGGCACAUUGUAUGAAUUUUGCAUCUAGUUCUUUAAUUUAUAAUAAUAAAUUUGGCUGUUCUUUUUGUAGGAUAGGGUUUGGGACAGUGGCUUAACUAUUUGGAUUCUGUCUAAAUUAUCUUGUAUCUUGCUGCAGUUUAUAUUUUUUCAAUGUUCCUUUCUCAUAUUUCAGAAAUUUGAAAGUUGCCACAAUUGGUUCUAACAGGCAUUAUUAUUAGCAGUGGUUAAUAGACAAAAGCAGAUUCCAAAGCAAGUUUUAAAAUGUCUGUAAACACAAUUUGGUCAUAAGAAUUAUUCAAAGACUCAGAUAUAUACAAUUAAAAUAGUUUAACCAUAUCAUGGUUCCAGGUUUUUUGAUUUCAUUUUCUUGAAGCCCAUAUAUAUGUACAAUAUGAUGUGUUCGGUUCUUAAUAAAAACCUUUGGUGUCAGUAAGACAAAAAAUAGCCCUGUGAAAUUAUACAUGAAAUAAUAAAAUUAAUAUAAGAUUC